AUGCCCCCAGACCCUCCCAUCAAGCAGAACUCGGCGUCCCGCCAGCGUCGCGCUGCCCGCAAGGAUAGCGAGGAGCUCAAGUCCGAGAGCAGCACCUAUGCGCGCGAGAUCGAGCUCAAGCGCAGCAGAGGCGAAAUCUCGUGUGCCGAGUGUCGCAGGUGCGAUCAUCGCAUUCGCUGUGACAAGACAAUCCCAUGCCAGUCGUGUCAGCGGAGGGGAUGUGCAGCGUUAUGUCCGAACGGGAGCCUCGCGACGGGUCAAGGAACUCGGUUCGUCCUUGCUGCCACAGAGCAUCUGCACCGCCGAGUCGCGAAGAUGAGUGAGAGGAUAAGGGAAUUGGAAGAUGCGCUCGCGAUUGUUCAAGCCAAGUGUAGCGACCAGCCCCAUCCACUACUCGUGGACGGCGAUAUCCCCGUCAUGAAGCAAGACCCACCUAUGACAGAACAAAUACCCAUCGGCUCACGGACUAUGCUAGACUCCUUCGGGAUGUUGUCUCUGUCGGAUUACGGUGCCUCCUCAACCUUCUUUGGUCCUACGGGAGGCUCAGAGUAUUUGCUGGUGGACGACCGCGAUCCGUCCGGAUCCUCUACAUGGGACGACAGUGACCCAGCCGAUUCACCGCGCAACUCAAGAAGUCCUCCAAUGUCGGAGCGAGUCUUGCGAGCUUCGGACUCAUUCCCUUUUUCAUUUGCGGGGGCAUCUUCGGAUGUGCAUGAAUCGCUGCUCGAGCAGUUACCCUCUCACGAGAGAGCAUGCCGCCUGGCGGAGUUAUACGUGGAACACGCGGCAUGGCUAUUUAGGGGGGUCACAACGGAGCAGAUCAUGGGCGAGAUGGUGCCCUUCAUCUAUGGCCAACCCGUCGAGACUGAAGAUGGCGCUCCAGUUGAAUACAGCAACCCUCACGACCUCGCGCUUCUGUAUCUCAUUUUUGCCAUUGGCUGUCUAGUAGACUUCAACCACGAGCCUGAGAGUACGGAAGCAGCGAAAUACGAAAGGCUCGCCCGCGCUGCGAUGAGCCUGAAGUCCGUAUGGGUCAAGCCAUCCCUAACCACGGUUCAGGCGCUGCACCUGUUCAGCAUCUAUAAUGGCAUGGCUGAAGACGAAUCAAGGCCCGACAGCAUGUCCAUGGAGAUUUCCUGGGGCGAACUAUCCCUAGCUGCUCAAAUUAGUCAGAUUCUUGGUCUUCAUCGGGAUAGUUCGCGAUGGGGUCUACCCGAAAAGAUCGUCUACCGACGCCGUCUCCUAUUCUGGAACAUCUUCGAGGCAGAUGCGUGGCAGUCUCUGGGCACGGGACGACCACCCAACUUUAGCCGCAAUUAUGUCGAUUGCCAGGCUGCCCAGGCACACGAUCUUAUCGAGAGGGACGACAUGGACACAGUCUUUGAGGAGUUCUUCAUGCGAUUCUCAUACGAGUGUGUCGCCGAAGUUGCCAUGAAGACCCUUGCAGCGGAGCCGCCAACCUACGAGACAAUCAUGGAGCUGGAUCGACACGUUCGCGACUUCCAAUUACCGCCGGAAGCAGUAGCCAUUCUGGAAGACUUGGCCCCCCCACCAGAUAGCGAGCCCCCCACGGUGAUCAACUCGAUGGAGAGUAUGGUGAUGGCUCAUUGCCGGGAAGUCCUCUUGAUGUACAUCCACCGGACGUUCUUCGCGCAGGCGAUUAUGGACUGUCCAAUGAACCCAGUCAAGAGCGAAUACGCUCAUUCGUUCCUGACUGCGUACAGGGCUGCGGUUGUCAUACUGAAGACCGUCAAACAGCAGUUUGGCAUGUACCCGAGCCUGUGUGCGCGCAUCUGGCCGAUAUGGACGUAUGCUUUUUCAGCAGCCGUUGUCUUCGGGAUGGUGGCGACUCGCGGGCCCAAAUCGCCGCAGGCGCCACAGGCCAUGGCAAAUCUGGAGAUUGCCUGCGAACUCUUCGCGCAGGCCUCGCAGCACAGUCGCCGCGCUGCCAGAGCGAAUGGCGUCAUUGUGAAGCUGCGAGAGAAAGCGUUGGCUUCCCUGGCCGCCGCAAGAGGUACCUCGCUGACAGUGCCUAUACCCAGUGGCUCUGGCUUCAAUGUCAAAGGCUACGAACAACGAGAUGAGCUGGAGAUCUUCGCCGGUCGCAGGACUGUCUCCGCUUCGAGCGCCCCCAGGCGCGCUUCUCUGUCGCCUGCGCGCCCAGGCACGUCUGCACAGGCAGGACAAAUGGCUUCUCCCACAUCAUCUGACUCUCUGGCAUCCCACGCGUCAUUCCUGCCUCUUCCACAUCAGCAAAACGCCGCUCCGCCCUACUCGAUACCCGGUCCCGCCAACAUAGGUGGCUGGACCUUGCAGCAACAACAGCAACAGCAACAGCAACAGCAACAGCAACAGCAGCAGCAGCAGACCCCUAUGCAGUCGUACCCUCACUCUGACCAAUGGUACCGACAAGGCGUAUAUCCUCAACCACACGCGACGCAGGAGGUCCCAUGGACUGACGCGCACCAAAAUCCUCCCCAUGCCCCUGUGCCGCAGCAGCAGCACGAGGGUAUCAUGCAAUCCUACCACCACCAUCCGCAACUAGGCGGCGUCCAGAACUUUCGUCAUCCUGGUCAUGUCUACUCUGGUCCGGCCACAUAUCAGGGUGUUCACACACCUUAUGAGCCUCCGCCGGAGCUGGUGGACCUCGGACUUGCGUCUCGGGAGGGAAACCUUGACGCGAGGUGGACGUCUCUCAUGCACGAAUCCGGCUUCCUAGACGACGUCAACUUCAGGACUUGAGUAGCUGCUGCCAAAUGAUCUGCGCAUGUUCAUGUGGUCGCUGCCGGGGUUAGCCCCGCUCAGCCGCUCCCUUCUCACUUUCCGUUCUCAUGGGGAUUCUCGCGGACUUUCAAGGGAGAUUGUCUGUAAUUUGUACUCGUCGGUCGCUGUAAUGUUGUACAGUACUAUGUAUCGCUUUCGAUGGUAUCUGUUGUCGUUUCGGGAUUUCUGCGCCGUUUCCUACUGUACUGCCUUAUGUAAUAGACAAAUGUUGGGGAC
Molecule: messenger RNA, 3000 nt
Organism: Fomitopsis serialis
Lineage: Eukaryota; Fungi; Basidiomycota; Agaricomycetes; Polyporales; Fomitopsidaceae
Product: fungal-specific transcription factor domain-containing protein
Exons: 14
Coding region: 1-2742 (913 amino acids)
Biological process (GO): DNA-templated transcription
Molecular function (GO): DNA binding; zinc ion binding
Source: RefSeq, a predicted model, not a curated record